CGGCGCUGUUCGCUGAGAAUGAGCAUCUAUAGCUGAGCGCCUAAAGGCGCUGUUCGCCGCGAAAGGGUUAAUGAAGAUUAUAAUUCCAAAGUUGAAAAUGGCCGUGUCCAAAUUCGUAAUAAAUCCACAUCGACAAUGUUUGGAACAGUGAAACUGGGUCUACGCAUGGGAGGAUUACUCAACAAGUUCUUUCUAAAAUGGCUGCAGGCCCUGGCGCUUUGGCUCAAAUUUUCGCCCAAUUACGACGAAGUUGCAACCUGGUAUAUAGGUUGGAAGGGGAUGCUGAGUGACAGGUUACUAGCGGGACCGGCGGUGAAAAAGCACUUCAAGAAAGCGUUAAAUAUGAUGAACAGAGCCGUCACCGAGCCACAAAGUCAUCAACCUGACGCGGUGGAACAAGUUUCGUAUCUAACGAGUUUAGAGAGAACCCAACCGACGAUGUCACAGAUGGUACCGAUUGUGCAGCCGCUAAUAGAGGGAUUCGCGGGGGCAGUGCGAACCGCUUUGCAGAUCCCGCAGAGCUUCAAGGAUCUCGUGCAAAAGAAGUGCGAGGAACGUGGUAUAUUGUUUAUACCGAUCCCGAAUAGAUAUAAAGAAGCCAAACGAGUACAAAGUGGGAAACGUCCAGGCAUACAUCCAUAGCAACGUGUUGAUUGUGUGCCACAAUAGUACAAAUUAGAUGCCAAUUGGAUGCAUAUCUAACAACGCAUUUAAAUGCCUUGUUAGAUAUAUCUGAACCGAUUCUGUAUGAAAUUAACUGCAAUUGUUCAAAUUGUAUAGUCACUUUGUUGUAUUCAUACCGUAAAUAUGCUGUAAGAUUUCUGAAUGUACAUAUAUGUGUGUGUGUGUGUGUGUGUGUGUGUGUGUGUGCACACUGAUUAAUACGUGUUGCAUAUGUAUAUUCACGCAAUAAUAGCAACCAAGGAUGAAUCCAUGUAUAGACACAGUGUCAGUAAGAGGAUUCCAUUCUUCCACCUCCAAUGUUAAUUUCGGUAACAUUAAUAAGUCCAAUAUAUUUUCCAAAAUCCAGUUAAGCAACAGUGGCAUUCAGUGCUCUAUUAAUUCGAUCAGGGGUUUCGGCUGCC
Messenger RNA from Dinoponera quadriceps, 1085 nucleotides. It is a transcript of the gene sip1, whose product is annotated as tuftelin-interacting protein 11-like. The transcript is spliced from 3 exons. The record is from RefSeq and is a predicted model, not a curated record. Gene Ontology annotation, cellular component: U2-type post-mRNA release spliceosomal complex. Lineage: Eukaryota; Metazoa; Arthropoda; Insecta; Hymenoptera; Formicidae. Gene Ontology annotation, biological process: spliceosomal complex disassembly. Bases 136 to 642 code for a protein of 168 amino acids.